Hyalella azteca is the source of this 1822-nucleotide messenger RNA. RefSeq lists its product as uncharacterized. NCBI's taxonomy places the organism in Eukaryota, Metazoa, Arthropoda, Malacostraca, Amphipoda, Hyalellidae. The transcript is spliced from 9 exons. The record is from RefSeq and is a predicted model, not a curated record. The coding region runs from base 10 to 1002 and encodes 330 amino acids.
GUGAGAGUAAUGAAGUAUAAAGCCGCGAAGUAUCCGCACAACUCGCUGCAGUACGCCAUCCUUCAGUCUCACGCCAUGAUAUUGGGAGCCCAUCUGAUCGAGGGCUACUCCAGGAAUAAACGCGCAGGCGCCAAGUAUUUCAAAUGCCUGCUGUGUGGUUCACAUGGCCACAUAGAGGCUAUGAUCCACCAUGUCAAGAACGACAAACAUACCGAUAGAUACAUAAGAUUCAGCUUCCAGUGUAACGUGAGAGCUUUUUCUCUCGAAGUCCGCAAUACACUGCGACUAAGAGCUUUCGAAAGAGAAGGAGUAAGGGUCGAAGAUAUCAUCACCAUUGAAGACGAAUCGCUGUACCCGGACCGAUGGGAAGACGAGUCUCUUUCGGUGACAAGGCUGCGUCAGAAGCAAGUCAGAGCUGGGAGCUAUGGCGGACGCAAUCCUAGCUCCUCUUCUCGAAGUCGUUGCGUUAGUGUGGAAAGGUCAAGCCUGACUUCUUUCAAGCGGAAAGCGAGUGAGGAUCAAGUGGGGCGAGUCGUCGCGAGCUUCCUUCGCGACGUGAGGAACCACCAGGGAUACGAGCUUGAGCAAAGUCGUUUGGCUGCUCGCAGGCAACGCUUUUCAAGACCGCCGAUGAGGGACCAGGCCGUGCAGGUCUUCUUUGCAGAUCGCAUCGAAAAAGUCCUUAGAAAACUAACUGUUAUCAUCCGCGCUACCAUGCUUCCUGGCAGCGAGGUGGCUUCACUCAGUGAUGCCAAAUCGUGCAUCAGGCACAUGUUCAGCGUGGGUUGUCUGCUAUACCAAGCCGUGUGCGCGCGAGCUGAGCUGUGUUCCCAGCCUGCGCAGCGUCAACUCAUCCUGCAGUCCAAGGAGAGCAUCGCCAAAGCUCAAGGUUGUGUUGUCCACGCCCUCGCGCCAGACUUGGAGAUCAGGGACGACAGGCUCGGCUCCUGCCUCGGUGACAUCAUUAAAAUGUGGGAUCUGAUUUUGAUUCAGCCCAAGUAAUGUGAUGAUGCUGGUAUGUGAUGUUGGUGUCUGAUGUUUGGCUGUCGCUUGCGACUGGAGGUGCUGUACGGUUGCCUGUUACUUGAGCAUUAUACUUCCUUCAUAUCUCGGAACAUUUUUGUAUAUGUCGUCAAAAUUGCAAAUAAUGCUAUGGCUGUCAACAACUGACUUCUAAUUCAACAACUGGCUUCUAAUACAACAACAGACUCACGCACAUAGUGUCCCUAGACCUAAAUGGUAAACAUUUAGCCAUUCAUGCCGAGCUAGGAGACGUCAGAAAUAUUCCAGUAUUCCUGACGUGUCCAGUGACGUUCAGUGAGUCACGUGAAUUUGAAUUCAGCGCCCCUUUGAAUUCCUCAUCCAGAAGCUCGCUAGGUGAACUUCUCACUUUACUUGCCUCCCAAACAACCAAGUCUGGUUUACUGAAUUUAGAACAAAAAUAACCAGAUCUGAUGUUAAGUAGGCAUAUUUUUUGACGGCAACCACAAGGUAACAGCGAGUUCAACUUAGGAAGCUCAUUGUGAUGCUCGGCAUUCAUUCUAUAAGAGUUCGGUUUUUAUGCCAGUAAAAAAGACAUAACUUGUUUUCCUAAGUUGGCGAUGAUAGCUACAUGAGACAUUAACAGGUAUAAUGGCUGCAUCAGAGUACAUGAACUGCCAAUCGGUUCAUUCUUCUUCGCCAUUUGCGAAGGAAAUUUGUUUGCGUCUGCCUAUCCCUCACUAGGGUUGGUGGUGAUGUACUACUAUCUUGACAUUCUUACGAUGCUUAAUAGGUGAUUUUUUUCUGACAGGUACUUAAAAAGGACCAAAACUAUAUCUUU